Messenger RNA from Ochotona princeps (American pika), 930 nucleotides. Its product is annotated as olfactory receptor 10J1-like. Gene Ontology annotation, biological process: G protein-coupled receptor signaling pathway. Gene Ontology annotation, molecular function: olfactory receptor activity; G protein-coupled receptor activity. The record is from RefSeq and is a predicted model, not a curated record. The transcript has a single exon. NCBI's taxonomy places the organism in Eukaryota, Metazoa, Chordata, Mammalia, Lagomorpha, Ochotonidae. The coding region runs from base 1 to 930 and encodes 309 amino acids. Gene Ontology annotation, cellular component: membrane.
AUGAAGAGACAGAAUCACACAUUGGUGAGUGAGUUUAUUUUUCAAGGCUUCUCCAGCUUCUGUGAGCACCAGCUCACACUUUUCAUCAUGUUCCUUGCUCUGUACCUAUUAACGCUGGUAGGCAACAUCAUCAUUGUGACCAUCAUCAGCCUUGAUCGUCACCUCCACACCCCCAUGUACUUCUUCCUCAGUAUGCUGUCAGCAUCAGAGACACUGUACACUCUUGUCAUUAUACCAAGGAUGCUCUUUAACCUAAUAGUCCUCGAUCAGUCCAUUUCCUUGGCUGGCUGUGCCACUCAGAUGUUCUUCUUUGUCACAUUGGCCAUCUGCAACUGCUUCCUGCUCACGGCAAUGGGGUAUGACCGCUAUGUGGCCAUCUGCAACCCCUUGAGGUACUCAAUCAUUAUGAAUAAAAGGGUAUGCAUUCAGCUGGUAUGGGGCUCCUGCAGUGUUGGCCUAAUGAUAGCAGUGACACAGGUAUCAGCUGUGUUCAGGCUGCCCUUUUGUGCCAAAAAGGUAUCCCACUUCUUCUGUGACAUCCGACCAGUGAUGAAGCUCUCUUGCAUCGACAUUACUAUCAAUGAGAUCCUGACUUUGAUCAUUAGCAUACUGGUGAUUCUCAUCCCCAUGGGGUUGGUCUUCAUCUCCUACAUCCUCAUCAUCUCUACCAUUCUCAAGAUUGCCUCUGCUGAGGGCAGAAAAAAGGCCUUUGCUACCUGCGCUUCUCACAUCAUUGUGGUCAUUGUGCACUAUGGCUGUGCCUCCAUUGCCUACCUCAAGCCCAAGUCAGAGAACACCAGGGAUCAGGACCAGCUGAUCUCAGUGACCUACACAGUCAUCACACCCCUGCUGAACCCUGUGGUGUACACCUUGAGGAACAAAGAGGUCAAAGAAGCUCUGCGCAGGGCAAUUGGUCAGAAGCUGUCCUGA